AUGUGGUUCGACACACCUUCAUCCAUAGAGCCGUCUACCGAUGCCGUCAACCUUUCCUCGGGCAUCGAAGAGUCCGUCACGCACAUUCUCCAAGUCCUACGAGACGAGACGGAGCGGCUAGGUGGCCGUGCUGAGAACAUCGUCCUUGGCGGCAUCAGCCAAGGCGGCGCUGUCGCCAUGUGGGCCUUGCUUGCGCUUCUCGCCGCAAACGGCACCGAGGACCGAUCCCUGGGGGUCGUGGGGAUGAGCACAUGGCUGCCAUUUGCGCCCGAGGUGCAAAGCUCCCUGGAUCGCGACAUUCCCUGCACCCAGAGUCCCGAUGGGUUCAUCCGCAGAACCCUAAGUUCUCUACGAAAACGGACCGAAGAGGGGUCUUGUGCAGCAUACCUGCUUUUAUGGGUCACGGUACGGACGAUGCCUACGUAG
Messenger RNA from Parascedosporium putredinis, 426 nucleotides. Lineage: Eukaryota; Fungi; Ascomycota; Sordariomycetes; Microascales; Microascaceae. The record is from the annotation of a GenBank genome assembly.